AUGGCAGGUGCUUUGGAAAACGCGCGUAAAGAGAUCAAACGGAUCUCACUCGAGGACCAUGAGGAUUCAGAGUAUGGAUCUAUCUAUUCCGUUUCGGGUCCUGUUGUUGUGGCCGAAAAUAUGAUCGGAUGCGCCAUGUACGAGCUGGUCAAGGUCGGUCAUGACAACCUAGUCGGUGAGGUGAUCAGAAUCGAAGGUGACAAGGCCACGAUCCAAGUUUACGAAGAGACGGCUGGUGUCACUGUCGGUGACCCCGUUUUGCGUACAGGAAAGCCUUUGUCUGUCGAACUUGGCCCCGGUUUGAUGGAAACCAUCUACGACGGUAUCCAAAGACCUCUUAAGGCGAUCAAAGAAAAGUCGCAAUCGAUCUACAUUCCAAGGGGCAUUGACGCUCCAUCUCUAAGCAGAGACGUCAACUGGCAUUUCAAGCCUGGUGAAUACAAGGUUGGUGAUCACAUUUCUGGCGGUGACAUUUUCGGCUCUAUCUUCGAAAAUUCGUUACUGGAAGACCACAAAAUCCUUCUGCCUCCAAGAGCUCGCGGUACCAUAACGUGGAUUGCGUCCGAGGGCGAUUACACUGUGGACGAGAAGGUUUUGGAAGUUGAGUUUGAUGGCGUCAAAUCCGACUACACAAUGUAUCACACGUGGCCGGUUCGGGUUGCUAGACCCGUCGCUGAAAAGUUGUCUGCAGACUACCCUCUUUUGACAGGUCAAAGAGUGUUAGACGCUCUUUUCCCAUGUGUGCAAGGUGGUACCACCUGCAUUCCCGGUGCUUUCGGUUGCGGUAAGACCGUUAUCUCACAAUCUCUGUCCAAGUACUCCAACUCUGAUGCUAUCAUCUACGUUGGUUGCUUUGCCAAAGGCACCGAAGUUUUAAUGGCUGAUGGCUCUGUAAGGCCCAUCGAAUCCAUUAGGGUUGGUGAGACUGUUCUGGGCAAAGAUGGUCAACCUCGCCAAGUCACAGCUUUGCCAAGAGGUCAGCAAGAUAUGUUCUUGGUUCAGGACCAGGAGCAGGAUGUUUUUGAGAUAAACGAGUACAAGUGUAAUGCGUCUCACAAACUCGUCGUCAGAACGGCAAGAGACGUCAAGAUUGAAGGUCAAGAAGUGCUUUACAACGAGCUUGCUUACGUCGAGCGCAAUGGCAGAGUUCUGGAAUUGGUUCAACAGGCAAGAAAACCAAUGCAGUUUGCAUCUCAAAUUCCUACUGAGCCAAUUGAGUGGGCCAUCGAGGCUGGAGAUUACGAACUUGUUUCUGAGUCUAUCCGGAAGUCUACUGUUCAACUAGUUUCUCCAAUCCUUGUUGAAAAGACCACAAUUGCUGACUACUUGAAGGCAAAUGGCUUUGACCAGUCCAUGGCUGCCGAUUCAUUAGCUUACUUCAUUGGUUUGUGGUGCGGCGAGGGAUCCAACAUGGACUCUGCCAAUAAGCAGCUAGAGCAAGGAUUGCUUGAACGUGCUCAAGAUUUGGAUUUACAUUGCGAAUUCGAAAACCAACAAAUGACCGUCUUGGGUAAACAAGCAAACGGUAAAGGUUUGUCUACUGAGAGCAUUUUGUCCAAGGCUUUGAUAGAGUUGAAAUUCUUGGAUAUCGAAAACCAAAAGACAGUACCAUCAUUUUUGCGUAGCGAUGCAACGUCAGUGCGUGAAAGCUUUCUUGCUGGUUUGAUUGAUGCUGACGGUAAAGUUGCCAACCAAGCAUGUGAGAUCUUUUUGAAUCAAACCUCUCUAUUGGCCGGUGCUGCCGCUGUGGUCAAGUCUUUGGGAAUGACUGCCAAGAAGUCUGUUAGCAAUGCUAUGUCUAUUGAGUCCUCAUCUGCAUUACAAUCGGUUCUUGCUCGUUCUUUGUCCAGCUCCGUUGCGAAGCCAACUUCUGUGGUGCGCGCAGUAACGGAAUUCGGAUUCAACCUGGAGAAGCUUGAGGAAGAUCAAUAUUACGGUAUUACCCUUCAAGACACGUCAGACCAUCAGUUCUUGCUAAGCAACCAAGUUGUUGUCCAUAACUGCGGCGAGAGAGGUAACGAAAUGGCUGAAGUUUUAAUGGAAUUCCCCGAAUUGUUUACGGAGAGAAAUGGCAAGAAGGAGCCUAUCAUGAAACGUACGACUUUGGUUGCUAACACAUCUAACAUGCCGGUCGCUGCUAGAGAGGCUUCUAUUUACACUGGUAUCACGUUGGCUGAAUACUUCAGAGACCAAGGUAAGGACGUUUCCAUGAUUGCCGACUCCUCUUCCAGAUGGGCUGAGGCCUUAAGAGAAAUUUCCGGUCGUUUGGGUGAAAUGCCUGCCGACCAAGGUUUCCCAGCAUACUUAGGUGCCAAGCUGGCCUCUUUCUACGAAAGAGCCGGUAAAGCCGUUGCUCUUGGUUCUCCAGACCGUGUAGGGUCCGUGUCCAUCGUUGCUGCGGUCUCGCCAGCAGGUGGUGAUUUCUCUGACCCUGUUACUACGUCGACUCUUGGUAUCACGCAAGUCUUUUGGGGUCUUGACAAAAAAUUGGCCCAAAGAAAGCAUUUCCCUUCCAUCAACACUUCCGUAUCGUACUCGAAAUACACCAACGUUUUGAACAAGUACUACGACAGUAACUACCCAGAUUUCGCCCCUCUAAGGGACCGCAUCAGAGAGGUUCUUUCAAACGCCGAAGAACUGGAACAAGUGGUUCAGCUGGUCGGUAAGUCUGCCCUUUCUGACAGUGACAAGAUUACUCUAGAUGUCGCAGCUUUGAUUAAAGAAGACUUUUUGCAGCAAAACGGUUAUUCGACUUACGAUGCUUUCUGUCCUAUCUGGAAGACUCAUGAUAUGAUGAAGGCUUUCGUUUCGUAUUACGAAGAGGCUCAAAAGAGCGUUGCAAAUGGCGCUAGCUGGUCUAAGCUUGCCGAGGCCACCAGUGACGUGAAGCAUGCUGUUUCCUCCUCCAAAUUUUUGGAGCCAAGCAGGGGCGAGGAAGAGGUUCACGGAGAAUUCGAAAAGCUUUUCUCGCAAAUACAGGACAAGUUCGCGGAGUCAACUGAUUAA
Molecule: messenger RNA, 3006 nt
Organism: Lachancea mirantina
Lineage: Eukaryota; Fungi; Ascomycota; Saccharomycetes; Saccharomycetales; Saccharomycetaceae
Source: the annotation of a GenBank genome assembly